AUGGCAGCUGUACAGAAACUUCAGAGGUGUGCGGUGUCUCAGACUGGGAAACACACCGCAUCUGUCAUUUUCCUACAUGGCUCAGGAGACACAGGGCAGGGUCUGCGGGCGUGGGUUCGCGAUGUUUUGACACAGGAUUUGGCUUUUUCACAUAUCAGAGUUGUCUACCCCACAGCUCCAGCAAGGCCUUACACGCCCAUGCAUGGGACCCUGUCUCAUGUAUGGUUUGACCGUUACAAGAUCUCCAACAACUGCCCGGAGCACUUGGAGUCCAUAGAGGCCAUGUGCGACUCUCUGGGAGCUGUCAUUCAGGAUGAGGUGCGGGCCGGCGUGCCGAAAAACAGAAUGAUUAUCGGAGGAUUCUCAAUGGGUGGAGCCAUGGCGUUACACCUGGCGUGCAGGUACCACCGUGACGUGGCGGGAGUUUUCGCCCUGUCAAGCUUCCUAAAUAAAGGAUCUGUCGUGUAUCAGGCAGUGGAGAACGCUGCAGGAAGCCCCCUACCGGAGCUCUUCCAGUGUCACGGAACGUCGGAUGAACUCGUGUUCCACAGCUGGGGCGAGGAAACGGCGACGCUGCUCAGGAAGGCCGGGAUGAACGCUACCUUCCAUUCCUUCCCGGGCCUCCAUCACCAGCUCUGCCAACAGGAAAUGGAGCUGCUUCGCUCCUGGAUACUAAAGAAACUGCCCGACGACGCCGUCCCGCGCUGACCAAGAUCCAAAAUGGACCCAAGUUUCUUCUCUUUUUACUUGAAUUCUAAUAAACUAUUUUCAUUUCCACAA
Messenger RNA from Chanos chanos (milkfish), 780 nucleotides. RefSeq names its product lysophospholipase like 1 (gene lyplal1). The record is from RefSeq and is a predicted model, not a curated record. The transcript is spliced from 5 exons. Gene Ontology annotation, molecular function: carboxylic ester hydrolase activity; palmitoyl-(protein) hydrolase activity. Gene Ontology annotation, biological process: protein depalmitoylation. Lineage: Eukaryota; Metazoa; Chordata; Actinopteri; Gonorynchiformes; Chanidae. Bases 1 to 708 code for a protein of 235 amino acids. Gene Ontology annotation, cellular component: cytoplasm.